Siniperca chuatsi (mandarin fish) is the source of this 2691-nucleotide messenger RNA. It is a transcript of the gene eri2, whose product is annotated as ERI1 exoribonuclease family member 2. Gene Ontology annotation, molecular function: 3'-5'-RNA exonuclease activity; nucleic acid binding; zinc ion binding. NCBI's taxonomy places the organism in Eukaryota, Metazoa, Chordata, Actinopteri, Centrarchiformes, Sinipercidae. Gene Ontology annotation, biological process: exonucleolytic trimming to generate mature 3'-end of 5.8S rRNA from tricistronic rRNA transcript (SSU-rRNA, 5.8S rRNA, LSU-rRNA). The record is from RefSeq and is a predicted model, not a curated record. Bases 173 to 2419 code for a protein of 748 amino acids. The transcript has 9 exons.
AUUUCACUGACUUGCAGCCCCGGUUAAUCAAGCUCAGACUGAUGGAUGAACAUUUAAAAAAACAGCGCGAUCUUUGCUGCGUUUUAACCUAACGUUAGCUAGUGGCAAGACCCUUUUAUAGUUUUAUAUUUUUUGUAAACUUAGUUGCCGAAUUCAAGUCAUAGCUAACGUUAUGUCUACAAAGAAACUGGCCAAAGAACUGGGAUUACUGAGGCAGCGGAGUCAGUCCUCUAAUGGGUUAAAGAAAUCAUUGGUAUCAAAUCAAAUAUUUUCAUACCUGAUUGUGAUUGAUUUUGAGUCCACUUGCUGGAGAGAGAAAAACAACUACAGCCAGGAAAUUAUUGAGUUUCCUGCUGUUCUGCUGAACACGUCCACAGGGGAGGUCGAGUCAGAGUUUCACACUUAUGUUCAACCCCAAGAGCACCCCAUUCUGUCUGAGUUCUGCACUGAGCUGACCGGGAUUACACAGAUGCAAGUUGAGGCAGGGAUCCCCCUUCAGAUCUGUCUUUCUCGGUUCAGCCGCUGGCUGAAAAACCUGCAGCUCGAUAUGGGGGUGGUUUUUCCCAACAGACAACAGAUAUCUUCUGCAUCUUCACCUUCUCAAAAACUGUGUACCUUCCUCACAUGGUCAGACUGGGAUCUUGGAGUUUGUUUGCAGUAUGAGUGUAAACGCAAGCAGCUCUAUAAACCUGACGUGCUCAACAGCUGGAUAGACCUGAGAAGCACCUACAGGCUGUUUUACGACAGGAAACCCAAAGGCCUGAACGGGGCACUACAAGACCUAGGAAUACAGUUUUCAGGGAGAGAACAUUCUGGCUUGGAUGACGCCCGAAAUACAGCUCAGUUGGCAGCAAGGAUGAUGAGGGAUGGGUGUGUGAUGAAGAUCACUAGGAGCCUGGUGAGGACGCCAUUAAUGGUCAAGCCCAUGUUUGGAAACACAACUGCAGACAACAAGAAAGUAAAAUCCAACUCUGAUAAAGAGGAAACCGCACUUGCCAUAAACAAACCCUCAUCAUCCAAGAUUCAUCCCAAAUCAUGUCAGAUACGAUCGUGUUCAGAGAACAUUACAAGGGAUUUAGACACAAAGGAGAACUCAAGUUCAGUUCAGAAAUCUGUUCAAAUCUGUCAGAGCCUGAUCUCACCAAAGACACUGCUGAAUGGUACAACUACGCCACUAUGUGGACGUAGGAUGUCAGUUACAGCAGAGGCUGUCACUAAUAUUUCCUCCUCAGUUAUGAUAAAUUGUCUUUCACCUCACCACAACAACAACAACAACAACAACAACCUUGUUCUGUGUUCUACUACUGUGAGCUGCCUUUCAAAUCUGCCUCGGCCAAACCAGCCCUCAACAACAGGAGCAACAGUAGGACUUGUGGAAGAAGAGGAAGGUGCAGAACUUUUAGUGGAGACAGAGGAUCGGUGUGGUUCGUAUGAUGAUGUGGUGUUGGAGGGUGAUGAUGACAUCAUCAGUGGAACUGAGAGAGGAUUUUAUGUUGAUCAUGUAUCAGAUUUUGACAGCGGAUGUUAUGUGUGGGAAGAGUCUGAUAAUACAUAUUCACCAGGUGGUCAGGUCACAUUAGGGGACGAUAUAAGAGAAACUGCGAGCAUUGAAAACAACUUUAAAUCUCAAAAGAUGACCAGUGAGUCAUCGACAACGUCUCUAUCUGCAAAGAAGAUGAGAUCCCACGUUAAUGAAAUCAGGCAGCAUUCAAUGAUCUCAGAGCAAAAUACUUAUUUUACUGUUCCUAAAACUGUUACUCAGGACUCCAAAUCAAAUCAGCACAAAACUGGACUUAAAACCUCUCUACAAGUACAAGAAAAGUUUGAUGGGCCCCAUAAAAACUCUAAAACAAACACACCUUUUCCAUCCAGACACAAACCCUUCAUCCCAGAAAAUACCUCCACCCCUUAUACCUCAUCUGCCAGGCCCAAAGCGGUCAUCACACAACACACAAAGCACAAAGAGACUCCAAAAUCUUCUUUUACCAUCUUCACUGACCCAGCAAAACUCUGCCGUCCCUCCUCAUGUGGCUCUGUUUGCACUUCCAAGAAUGUCCUCUCCUCUUUGUCAACCAACACGCUCUCCUCACGGGCCAAUUGUUUCUCAGUUUCUGUGGCGAUGAAAGGAGGACAGAAGAUCACAUCCCCACUAUGUGCGUGUGGGCGUCGUGCAAAGCGUCAGGUUGUGUCCAACGGUGGUCCGAACCAUGGGCGAGGGUUUUAUUGCUGUCCGGUCCGCCGGUCAGGCAGUGGAGGCAAGAUACAGAAGGGAUGCGAGUUCUUUAAGUGGGAGUCAGCUCUGAUGAAGAGUAGUUCAGUGGCCUCUCCUGCUGUCAGGUCCUCUGUCUCACUCUGUCAGAUCAACUCGACUGUGAGCUGUCGUCCACCCCAGAGGUCAACAAUAAGAAAGAGCUAUUAACUUGUUGGGGAAAAAGCUGAGGGGGUGUUCUACCUCUGUCACAUAGACUUUGUGAUGUAAUUAAUGCACUGUUUAACCAAUUGCCACAAAGACGGUUCUUAUUUAUUGUAUUUUGUUUGUUAACUUGUGUCUCCUCUUUACAUUUUGUAAAGAAGUAAAAACUGAAUAGAUGUGCUUGAAGACAAGCACAGACAUGUUUUUCUGUUGCUGUCAUACCCACAACCACCAGGGAGAUCUCCUGUUACGAACUACAUACAGCAUUACAAAUCAAA